CCCGGGCUGUAUGUGGGUGACGCGGCCGGAAGCGGACACGUCGCCGGUAAGAUGGCGGCGGAGCGGGGAGCCGGAGAUGGCGGGGCCCGGAGGGGACACCUGGCGGCCGUGGUGCUGGCCCGGGGCGGCAGUAAGGGGAUCCCGCACAAGAACAUCAAGAGACUGGCGGGGAAACCGCUCAUCGCCUGGGUGCUGCGGGCGGCGGCGGCCUGCGGGGGCUUCGACAGCAUUUGGGUUUCUACGGACAGUGAUGAAAUUGAGAAAGUGGCGAAGCAGUAUGGGGCGCAGGUCCACCGCCGGACCCCCGAGGUAUCCAGAGACACCACAUCCUCCCUGGAGACCAUACAGGAGUUCCUGCUGCAUCAUCCCGAGGUGGAUAUCGUUGGGAAUAUACAGGCCACCUCCCCUUGUCUCCAUCCCAGCGACCUCACCAAGGUGGUGGACAUGAUCCGGACGGAGGGCUACGACUCUGUGUUUUCUGUAGUGAGGCAUCAUCUGUUCAGGUGGAGAGAGGUGAAGGCGUCAGGUGAGGCCACGGUGGCGGAGAACUUUAACCCAAAGUGCAGGCCGCGGCGGCAGGACUGGAGUGGAGAGCUGUAUGAGAACGGAUCCUUCUACUUUGCUACCAAGGACCUGAUCACCCAGGGCUACCUGCAGGGUGGGAAGAUGGCCUAUUACGAGAUGAAGCCGGAACACAGUGUGGAUAUUGACAUUGAUCUGGAUUGGCCAAUUGCUGAACAAAGAGUUAAAAGGUAUGGCUAUUUCGGCACGGGCGGCCCCACCUUGGUGCAGCUCUUGGUCUGUAACAUUGACGGAUGUCUCACCGAUGGGCGGGUGUACGUCAACCAGGACCAUGAAUUAAUCUCCUACAGUCUCCGGGACCUGGAUGGGAUUAGGAUGUUACUGGAUAGAAACGUGCAGGUCCGGCUGAUCUCUGAGAGGAACAUAAGUCCCACGCUGGUCUCCACCCUGAAGCUUCCGUGUACUAUUGAGGCGAAUGUGUCCAAGAAGAAAGAUGUGCUGGAGAGAUGGAAGGAGGAGCUGGGCUUGAAGUCCUGGAACCAAGUGGCUUACAUGGGGUGCAGCAAUUCGGACGUGGAGUGCCUGAAGCUGGUUGGUACCAGCGGGGUCCCAGCUGACGCCUGCACGGCCGCCAAGAUGACGGACGCCUUUGUCUGCCAAUAUGGAGGCGGCUACGGAGCCAUCCAGGAAUUUGCAGACCACAUAAUAAUGUUGAUGGAGAUGGGCAGAUGAACUGUAGUUAAUGAAGGUCCUGCAGUGAAGAAUGUUGUAUGUAGAGUUUACUUAAAGCAGCUUUAAGACAAAUCGCUAGAAGCAGAAGUUCCGCGUCUGAUGCCGCGCCAGUAAUUGCAGCGCCAUACGGACAGCGCCUCUAUCCUGACCGCUGAGGACUUAAGACCCCUAUGACGCUACUAAGAAAAUGCAUCUUGUUCUGCUGCUUUAUAGUGUAUGUCAUGUCUUUGUUACGGCCCAUCCCAUAUUAUUUAAAAUGUUAUUUUUACCUUUUAGUUUUCGUGAGCAUGAAAAUUACCGCAGGGGCCUAGAAAUUAGUUUUCCCGAGGAGUGAGAUGGUUCUCGGGGCUUUUAAAAUCAGAUGCUGAACAGAAACCAAAAUUUCCUUUAAUCUCGUACUUCAGGAGCGAAGUGUGGAGGGUUUUUUACGCCAUUGUGCAACUUUUAUUGAUUUGUACACAUACUGUAUUGCAGAUCUAUAUAUAUUGCUUUCUCUCUGCUUUUUAGGCAUUUCUUUAUAGCAUCCGGCAAUGUUUUGGGAUACACCUGACCCUAAGCUGCUCUCGGCAUAAAAUUACUUUUCAGAGAUGGAUUCAGUAAACCUUUGGUGUGUCAUAGAACAAUUUAAGCUAAGUAACCCUGGUGAUAUAAGUCAUGCCUGGAAAACACAGACGUUUUCCAGCGUUUUUUAUUUUUGUAAGAUAACGUGUAGAAACAAAUUGUUAGCACCCGAUAGGCCUCGGACUAACACACGCUACCCAUCUGCACAUUUUAGCUGCGUAAUCCUAUGGAGAAUGUUCCGGCAGUACAUAUGUGCGUUUGGCUGCGCAAUCGGAUAUGCCGCAUUCGCGAUCUGUCCGGCAUUCAGUCCUGGCGUGUACCGUUAGGGCAUUCUCAUUGGAAGUGUCAGGUCACCUGUGCUCACCGGGUUGCUACAUGUCCGCUAUAACGUUUACUUUUACAGGUGGUAUAUUUUUAUAGCAGUGUAUCUGCGGUAUGUAAUCGGGAGGGGAUUAAUUUAAUUGCACUAUGCUGUACAUAUGUUUUAUCUUCUGUUUCUCCAGCGUACUUGAAUCUGUCAGCGUCUGGCGCAGUUAUAUACCAUAUAUAGGAAUUGUUUUAUCUUCCGGUGGAUUCAUGAAUAUCUUUUAUAGUUCUCUCUACAGAACGGUUUACAAACAUUUGGGAUCAAAUCAUUGGAAGCCCAGAGAGUGUUACAGGCUGACAAAUCAUUUCUUUUAUGAUGUUUGGGUUGGGAUUAUGUAGAUUUUAUUUAUACAUGGAAUCGGGUUUAUGGUUCUUUUCUGUGCGCUUGGUGGUAAGGAAUGAAUCAGACAAUACCGUCACCGGCUGCUGUGCAGGUUCUGCAAUAAAUACAGUGUGAUAACUAGA
Molecule: messenger RNA, 2646 nt
Organism: Pseudophryne corroboree (corroboree frog)
Lineage: Eukaryota; Metazoa; Chordata; Amphibia; Anura; Myobatrachidae
Gene: CMAS
Product: cytidine monophosphate N-acetylneuraminic acid synthetase
Exons: 8
Coding region: 52-1254 (400 amino acids)
Molecular function (GO): N-acylneuraminate cytidylyltransferase activity
Source: RefSeq, a predicted model, not a curated record